GUCAUUCCAUUUACUUCUCCUAACUAGUAUUAUGAGCCGUCCUCCCCUCAGCAGCCUCUACUGGUUUAACAUCAGAUGUUCUGACUUUGUGGCUGUGCCAGCUAUUGACCACUGUGAAAAACUGCCUCCAGAAUAAUAUUCAUGACGAAAAACGUUAACCUGAGAAGGAGUACAGAACGCGAACGUGCGCUGAGAGAGGAGCACGUGUGUUCGAAGAGUGAGACUGCAGUAGUUAUGGCAAAUGGACUACACGAACUCAACUCGGUAUUAGGGAAGCAAGCAGGACAAAAUGGGUUUGGAUGCGGGUGAACUAACGUGAGCGUAAUCUGGGGUUGAUAGAGGGUCUUUGCGCUCUGCGCAGGAGGUUGAACAUUGGUGAUAGUUUAAUCAAGAAUAGCAGAAGCCUCUGUUUAGGUCUUUACUCUAAAAUCCAUCAAAACUGUGGGCGCAAAGCAAGGAAUGUCAAGAGACAGUAUGACGGCUGUACGAGGUGCCCAUGCACAUAAUGGGAGCUCUGCUGGAUCAAAGGAGAAUGGGCAAAACGCACCGAGCCAUGUUCACGCCGAACCCAAUACCAACGUCGUUCCACCAGGAGACAUCGGCAAUGACACGUCUGGGUCGUCUGCGGGUGACCUAACCCAGACAUGGAUUCAGUUUACGAAGACAUUCGUGCUCAUUUUCCCCAUAUAUGUUUUGGGAUAUUUUGAAUUUAGUUUUAGUUGGCUUCUAAUAGGGCUUGUGAUAUUUUUCUGGUGGAGGAGAAACACAGGAGGCAAGAACACCCGAAUGUACAGAGCCUUGGCAUUCUUUGAACAAGAGGAGAGAAAUGUCCAACAAAGUCUGACAUCUUCUGAUUUGCCAUCAUGGGUCAACUUCCCGGAUGUAGAAAGAGUAGAGUGGCUGAAUAAGACUGUGAGACAGAUGUGGCCGUAUAUUUGCCAGUUCGUAGAGAAGCUGCUCCGCGAGACUAUCGAGCCGGCUGUGAAGGGAGCCAACUCCCACCUCAGCACCUUCUGUUUCAGCAAGAUUGACAUGGGGGACAAGCCUUUGAGGAUUAACGGGGUCAAGGUUUACACAGAGAAUGUGGACAAGCGUCAGAUCAUCAUGGACCUACAGAUCAGUUUUGUUGGAAAUACUGAAAUUGAUGUGGACGUCAAAAGGUACUACUGCAAAGCUGGUAUUAAAAGCAUACAGCUCCAUGGAGUGUUGAGAGUAGUCAUGGAGCCGUUGCUAGGUGACAUGCCCCUUGUCGGAGCUCUGUCCCUGUUCUUCCUGAAAAAACCUCUUCUGGAAAUCAACUGGACAGGCCUCACCAAUAUACUAGACAUUCCUGGGCUGAAUGGCUUCUCAGACAGUCUGAUUCAGGACAUCAUCUACAGCUACCUGGUGUUGCCCAACCGCAUCACUAUCCCACUGGUGGGAGAUAUAGAACUGGCUCAGCUACGCUUCCCUAUGCCAAAGGGAGUCCUGAGAAUUCACUUCCUGGAGGCUCAGGACCUGGAGGGGAAAGAUAAAUUCCUAGGCGGGCUGAUCAAAGGGAAGUCUGACCCCUACGGCGUCCUCCAGAUUGGCAACCAGCUCUUCCAGAGCAAGACGGUCAAAGAGAGUCUGCACCCCAAAUGGAACGAAGUUUAUGAGGCCCUGGUAUACGAGCACUCAGGCCAACAUCUGGAGAUUGAGUUGUUUGAUGAGGACCCAGACAAAGAUGAUUUCCUGGGGAGCCUGAUGAUCGAUAUGACGGAGCUUCACAAAGAGCAGAAGGUCGAUGAGUGGUUUGAUCUGGAAGAAGUCUCCUCGGGGAAGCUACACUUGAAACUGGAGUGGCUCUCUCUGCUCUCCACCCCUGAAAAGAUGGACCAGGUGUUGAGGAGCGUGCGAGCUGACAGAAGCCUGGCCAAUGAUGGACUCUCGUCUGCUCUCCUGGUGGUGUACUUGGACUCGGCAAAGAACCUGCCGAGCGUCUUUACAGGGAGCUUUGGGUGUGGAAACUUAAAAGAGAGGAGAGCAUCUGGCCUAGUAUUUUGUGAGAACAAUACCUCAAUGUAUAGAACCUUAUUUUCCGGCAAGAAAACGAGCAGUGAACCAAGUCCUUAUGUCUAUUUCACAGUUGGGAACAAAUCAUUUGAGAGUAAGAUCCGCUAUAAGACCAAUGAGCCAAUGUGGGAGGAAGCCUUCUCCUUCCUUGUCCAUAACCCCAGGAGGCAGGAGCUGGAAGUGGAGGUGAAGGAUGACAAGCACAAGUGCACCCUGGGAAAUCUUACAGUCCCCUUGAGUGGUCUGUUGGAGGAGGAAGACAUGACGUUUACUCAGCAGUUUUCCCUGAGGAACUCUGGACCCAGCUCCACACUCAAACUCAAGUUGGCUCUCAGGGUUCUGUGCCUGGAGAAGCAGACAAGUGCAUCGGACCAGCUCUCCUCUGUCCAGGUGAGGAAAGCCAGCGAGGUCAAACCCACCGUCCCCUCUCAGAGACUCUCCGCAUCGGAGUCGCCGCUCCCCCCAGCCUACACCACCCCAACACCACCCAUGGAGGCCUCCACCCACUCCCUCCAUCGCAGGGAGGAGCGAAAGGAGGAGCCGUACGGAGGCAGCCCCAUCAGGAGCACCUCUAUCAGGAGCACUUCCAACCUGAGCACCACCAUAUCCAACUCACAGAAACACCUGCCCCAUAAGGACUCCAUGGCCAGCCUGGCCUCGGACAUCUCCCUACCCUUCGCCACCCAAGAGCUGCAGCAGAGGCUCAGGCAGCUGCAGAAUGGGUCUGCCCCUAGUCCGUACCCCCUGGGGGAGAUCCAGCUGACUGUCCGCCACAGCUCCCAGAGGAACAAGCUCAUCGUGGUGGUGCACGCCUGUCGAAACCUCAUUGCGUUCACUAAGGAUGGAUCAGAUCCUUUCGUUCGGGUUUACUUGCUCCCUGACAAGAGCCGGACAGGCCGGAGGAAAACCAGCACCAUAAAGAAAACCCUGAACCCUGUGUAUGAUCAAACGUUUGAGUUCAGUGUGUCCAUGGUGGAGCUGCACAGGAGAACUCUGGACAUCGCUGUGAAGAACGGAGGGAGUAUACUGUCCAAACACAGAGGACUCCUCGGGAAGGUGAUUGUGGAUUUGAGUGGUGAGGAUAUAUCCAAGGGCUGGACACAAUGGUAUGAUCUGACUGAAGAUGGCAACCGCAAAACAGUCCAGGCAUAGAGAGGUAGAGAAUGACACAGGAAGACCGCACCUCCAUCAUCACAAACACCAAUUGACAUUCAUGGGAACACACUCUGCUUUCACAGUGUUAUCGCUUUAUCAAAGGGCACAUCGUUUUCCUCUUCUUUCGAUUUGUUUUGCCAUUUAAAUUUGUGUGCUUUAUCAUGUCGACCUGAGUAGAGAUACCACUUCAGGUUGACUGUAAUAUGCUGUUCCUGCACUCUUCAACGACGUCAAAAGUUUCGCAAAAUUGUCCUGUUAAAAGCAAAACGUUUAUCAGAAAAUGUAGGUUCAUGCGUCAACAAAAAAAAAAAAGCACAUUUUGCUGCCUUUUUUCUAAGUUGUCAAUGUUUAUACAUGUAUAACUGGGCUAAAAUGGACUAAUUAAGAUUUGCAGGGAUUUCAUUUUUAUUUGUUACUAUUGAAGGAAAUGAUGUUGAAAUCCAAUUUUAUUUUUUUAUUUGACAUUGAAUGGACUCCAUAUCUAUUGAUGAACGAAUUCUCAUCAAAGGGACAGGUAUGGCUACUAUGGUAGUUACAAGCCAUGAACAUGGAUGAUCAGUUCAUUUGUUUGAUGUAUUUUUGUCAUGCAGUGUUAUUUGGUCUUUGUUUACUUCCAUGUGUUUUCUUCAUGCUAAUAAACAUCAAUUACCAGUACAGUGAUUCAAAAUCCUACCACUGAAUGCACAUCUAAAAAAGGAUGACAUUGUUGUUCAGUAUAUUCUACACUGUAUAUUUUGAGGGAUUCAGUGCAAUAUAGAAUUAUGUUGAGAAUGGAGGGGUAUAUGUCAGGGCGGGGAUAUGUUCUGCUCUGGUGUACGUUUAUAUCUAAAUAGAGAUAAGAGUUUGAUUUAUUGUAAUACAUCAUUUGUAAAUUAAUAGAGGAUAAUAUAUGAAUGGUUUCUUACACCAGACGUUAUGGUCAGUUUUGAGCAACAUUGCGUGAAGUUUUUGUUUUUAUCUGUCGAAUGAUGACAGAAUGUGCCCUUGGCUACUCCUGUACGUAAAGCCAUACAGUGAACACUGUUUUAUCUUGACACACUUCCAUGUUGUGCAUUACAAACAUCUUAAAUCCUCUGUCAGUUAUCUUUCCUGUGCCUUAUUAACAUUAAACACCUUCACAUUCACAAAUGAACAUGAAACCUUUUAGCAGCAAUAGUUUUCAAGUUUGGAAUAAGUAUAUUCAUGGUUUGUUUUGAAUAAUAAACAGUUGUU
This is a messenger RNA of Oncorhynchus mykiss (rainbow trout), 4401 nucleotides long. It is a transcript of the gene esyt2b, whose product is annotated as extended synaptotagmin 2b. Gene Ontology annotation, biological process: lipid transport. Lineage: Eukaryota; Metazoa; Chordata; Actinopteri; Salmoniformes; Salmonidae. The record is from RefSeq and is a predicted model, not a curated record. Gene Ontology annotation, molecular function: phosphatidylinositol binding; phosphatidylcholine binding; calcium-dependent phospholipid binding. Gene Ontology annotation, cellular component: endoplasmic reticulum membrane.